GAUUUACACACGGUCGACAAUGCUGUGCUGGAACAUCUUUAUCCGGAGCUGGACAAUCCCGACAGGUGGGAUGUUCUGGUGGCCCACUUCCUUGGCGUCGACCACUGCGGUCAUUGGCUUGGCCGGAACCAUCCAGCCAUGGCUGCCAAGCUCACUCAACUUGACCAAGUGAUAAGAUCAGUGGUUUCCAAAAUCACCGAGGACACCCUUCUCUUGGUGAUGAGUGAUCAUGGAAUGACCAUUGAUGGUGACCAUGGUGGAGAAACAGAAGACGAAGUAGAGGCAGUCCUUUUUCUUCAUGCCAAGAAACCUUUUCUGUCAUCUCUGAAUAACGAAAGUUCCGUGGCAGAAAUUCAUCAACCUCCUUCCAUAGCCCAGGUGGAUCUUGUGCCCACUUUAGCAAUGCUAUUUGAUGUGCCCAUUCCAUAUUCCAACCUUGGCUCUCUAAUGCUACGAGCUUUUCCGGGCAUUGACAUGGAGCACGCCAACCCAGGGCAGCUACUUCCACUUUGGCUGAAUGUUCAACAGGUGGCACGUUACUUGGGCAAGGUUCCUAACACUCCCUUGCAUCCAGAAUUGAGGAUGCAGAAGCUGCAACAGCUGUGGGACCAAUGCUUUGAUGGGCAAGGGAGUGUCGAAGCAGCCAGGAAUUUCAUUAAUGCCUCUGUGGCAUUCCUGCAGGAUGCAAGACAUGCAGCCCAUGAGGUCUGGGCCACAUUCGACAUCCCUCGUAUGUAUACUGGCUUAGCAAUGGCUGUACUUGGAUCACUGUUGCUGCUAUGCUGCUGCUGUUAUCAACUUGGAGAAGGAAGCGCACCUGAUGUACUGAAGAGUCCUACAAGUGUUUGCGCUGUUUGUUGGCUGCUCAUGCCGUUUUCCAACAGCUUUGCUGUAGCUGAACACAAGGUGUCUCUGUACCUUUUUCAAACAUUGCUGACUGCAUCCAUCCUCUGCAAGGGCCCUGUAAUAUUGAGCACUAGUCGGAGCCGUGCCUUGACUUUGUGCCUGGUAGGCAUACUAACAGCUACGAGGCUUUCAGCGCUGUUCUGGCGCUGCCGGGAAGAGCACCUGGGUCAGCCAUGUGAGGAGAGCCUGCUACAAAAAAACCCCUCGGAGCCUCAGUCAUGGGGCCUUGAGCGAGUUUUGGCAGCAAGUGGCUGCGCUAUACUGCUCACUUGGUGUGCUUGGCCACCACGAUCUUCCACUGGCCUCUCCGGUGCUUUGGCAAGGGUGGGCCUAAUGGUCGCCACUGGUGCUUUGCUGGCACACUGGUUUGUGCAGCUCAAGCCACCUGCCACCAUCCAGAAUGUGCUCGGCUCCCACCAGGAGCUGCUUCCAAACACAGCCAUGCUAGUGAGCAUAGCUUUGGCAUUGCUUGGCUGGGCUAUGCCCCGCUCACCUAUGGGGAAUGUAAGCCUGCUGCCUGCAUCUGCCUUGCUGUUCCUUUUGACGCUGGCUGGUGAAAGCUAUGUCGUACCACUUUGCCUGAUGGUUGCUGCCCUGUGGGGACUUUCACACCUGUGGUCUUCACUGCCUCCGACAGGUAAGUCCAAGCUUCCACACUUGCCCCUAAUGGCUGCUGUGUGGCCCCGUAAGAGGUCCAUAUUGGCAGGUUUAGAGCAGACAUGUGGGGACGCUGCUGUGCUGGUUGCUGGUGGGCCAGCUGGGAUUCUUAGCACAGGCCAUCAAACAAGCUUCUCCACAAUCCAUUGGAAAGCGGCGUUCGUGGGUGCACCCAUUGAUCAGCCACCCAUGACCCUGGGUGCUGUAAAAGUGCUGUUGAACACUUUUGCUGGCCCCAUGGUGGCAGGUGCCAGCCUGCCCCUUAUGUAA
Molecule: messenger RNA, 1833 nt
Organism: Rhipicephalus sanguineus (brown dog tick)
Lineage: Eukaryota; Metazoa; Arthropoda; Arachnida; Ixodida; Ixodidae
Gene: PIG-O
Exons: 11
Biological process (GO): GPI anchor biosynthetic process
Cellular component (GO): endoplasmic reticulum membrane
Molecular function (GO): mannose-ethanolamine phosphotransferase activity
Source: RefSeq, a predicted model, not a curated record